AUGAAUCAAAGCUCUACCACAAACCUGCAGAGACAGCCAUCGUCCUCCCAGUCUCCCGCAAGCAGCCACGACAGCCAUCGUCGCACUCCUUCCUACCACACCUCUUCCAGCUCAUCCCUCGAUCGAUCACCAAACACACCUAGCGGCUCUCAAUUCGGCAACCCAACGUCCCUUGAUGCAUACAGCGAAGCGUAUAGCAAUCGUCACCGAUUUUCGGCACGUCAGUCAUUUGAUGAGAAGACCUCCGAUGAGUUCAAUGCGCAUCCCGGUACAUUGACCCAACUCGACUCCACAAAAGCCUCUGGAUUUCAGAACUCUCUAAGGAGACCCGGUCCGCCUCCGCUGUCCUACACAACUCCGAAUGCGAAGAUGAUGAGCCCAUCUUUGCGCCAGUCCGCAAGCUUCUCUAUUGGCGAUCGAUCAAUCAACAACGUUGCCCCGCCCGACUCCGACGCAGGAACAUCUACGUCAAAAAGAUACUCAGACGAGGCAAGGAAUUCUACGCCAUGGAAGAAAAAGAGUGGCAUUUCCUCUUUCAUAGGCAGUGUUUUGGGUUCCCCACGAUCCAACAGCGUCAAGAUCUCUGCGCCAGAAAACCCAGUGCAUGUUACUCACGUAGGCUUCGACAAUGAGACUGGCCAAUUCACGGGUUUACCCAAGGAGUGGCAGCGGAUGCUACAGGAGAGUGGAAUCUCGAAGAUGGAGCAAGAGAAGAAUCCGCAAGCCAUUGUGGACAUCAUGACUUUCUACAAGGACACUGCCGGAGGUCAAGACGAGGAACAAGUGUGGCACAAGUUCGAUCACGCCAGGGCUGAUGAUCCAUCGGGGUCCGGGUUAAGUCUUCUUACACCUACAAAUUCAGCUCCUCAACAAACUCAUUCGCAUCUUUCCACCAUCACGAGUCCUCCGACAAGCCCUCGUUUCCCUUCAAACCAUGAAACUAGCUUCGAAAAUCCACGAGCGCCUCCGCCCAUUCCUAGAAGCAUGCCAACAGCCAACAAUUUUACGACCGGUCCUCCACCUAUGACUCAGUCGACUCUAGUUGCUCAACGUCCUGCGCCUCGAGCACCCGGCGCACCUACAGCAGCGAAUCUCACGCCUGCUCGAGUCGCACCACAUGCACCGCACGUUGCUAAGGAACCAUUGCCAAUGCAGGGUAGACCAAGCGAUGAGCUGCCAAUACGAAACCGUUCGGUAUCCAAUGCAGCCGAGGAGACAGACCGCGACCUUGGUCUCCAGCGCCAACCUUCAAAAACCCAAACCAAUGGACUUACGCGGCAGACGUCUCGCGCUACUCCCGGCCAAAUCAGUAGCCCAGUUCAGUAUCAGCAGCAACAGGAACACCCUCUUACUCCGGUCCAAAAACCGCUUCAAAGCAAACAAAUCGACAGAAGCCCAAGCCAACGGCAACCACCUCAGCAGCAGCAGAACGCGCCUAUAUCUCCACCACAGCCAUUCUCUCCUACUUCUCCAGACCCGCAGAAUGUUCCACAUCCAACGCAUCAAGCUCGUUCAGGGCCUAACCCAAGGCGACGACCGAACCGGAACACUGGGGGCAUCGAUAUCGUAGCGAGACUCAAUGCCAUAUGUACAACGGGAGACCCUAUGAGGCGGUACAAGAACCUGAAUAAGAUCGGCCAGGGUGCCUCUGGGGGUGUCUACACAGCCACUGAAGUAGGCACUAACAAGUGCGUGGCCAUCAAACAGAUGAAUCUUGAGCAGCAGCCGAAGAAGGAUCUCAUUAUCAACGAGAUCCUUGUAAUGAAAGACAGCAAGCACAAGAACAUUGUAAACUUCAUGGACAGCUACUUGCGUCAAGGAGAUCUAUGGGUGAUUAUGGAGUAUAUGGAGGGAGGCAGUUUGACCGAUGUCGUAACAUUCAAUCUGAUGAGCGAAGGGCAGAUUGCUGCUGUUUGCCGGGAGACAUUAAACGGCCUACAACACUUGCACUCCAAAGGCGUCAUUCACCGAGACAUCAAGUCAGACAAUAUCCUGCUUGCUAUGGACGGCAAUAUCAAGCUCACCGACUUCGGUUUCUGUGCUCAAAUCAAUGAAUCUCAUAACAAGCGCACCACGAUGGUUGGCACUCCUUACUGGAUGGCGCCAGAGGUUGUAACUCGGAAGGAGUACGGCCGCAAGGUAGAUAUAUGGAGUCUGGGAAUUAUGGCCAUCGAAAUGAUUGAAGGGGAGCCACCAUACCUCACAGAAUCUCCGCUUCGAGCCCUGUACCUGAUCGCCACCAAUGGAACGCCAAAGAUUAAGGAAGAGCACGAAUUGUCACAGGUGUUCAAGGACUUCUUGAACUUUGCACUCAAGGUGGAUCCCGAGAAACGUGCAUCUGCCCAUGACCUCUUGAAGCACCCAUACUUAUUGACCGCGGAGCCCCUGAUCAAUCUGGCUCCAUUGGUACGAUCAGCUCGUACCAGCCGGGCCGCGGAGAGAGCCCAGAAAGGUUCUUGA
Molecule: messenger RNA, 2460 nt
Organism: Letharia lupina
Lineage: Eukaryota; Fungi; Ascomycota; Lecanoromycetes; Lecanorales; Parmeliaceae
Exons: 5
Coding region: 1-2460 (819 amino acids)
Biological process (GO): regulation of MAPK cascade; intracellular signal transduction; protein phosphorylation
Cellular component (GO): cytoplasm
Molecular function (GO): ATP binding; protein serine/threonine kinase activity
Source: RefSeq, a predicted model, not a curated record